AUGGCGGUUCAGAAAAAGCACGGCAAGGGUCGUUUGGAUAAGUGGUAUCGCCUUGCGAAGGAAAAGGGAUACAGAGCAAGAGCUGCGUUCAAGUUGGUUCAACUGAACAAGAAAUAUGGCUUCUUGGAAAAGAGCAAGGUUUUGCUGGAUCUUUGCGCGGCACCUGGAUCAUGGUGUCAAGUUGCUGCAGAAUGCAUGCCUGCUCAGAGCUUAAUUGUCGGUGUCGAUUUGGCCCCCAUCAAGCCUAUCCCGCGAGUUAUUACCUUCCAGAACGAUAUUACGACCGAAAAAUGUCGCGCUACGAUCCGAUCACAUCUGAAGCACUGGAAAGCGGACACAGUUCUGCACGAUGGUGCUCCGAAUGUUGGUACGGCGUGGGUUCAGGAUGCUUUCUCUCAGGCGGAGUUGGUGCUUGAAUCUCUUAAGCUUGCCACGGAGUUUUUGGCUGAGGGUGGUACAUUCGUAACCAAGGUUUUCCGAUCAAAGGAUUACAACCCUUUACUGUGGGUUUUUAAGCAGUUGUUCUCGUCCGUGGAAGCGACCAAGCCUCCAUCCUCCCGAAAUGUCUCCGCCGAAAUCUUCGUUGUUUGCCGCGGUUUCAAAGCACCAAAGCGCAUGGAUCCCAAGUUCCUUGACUCGAAGCAUGUCUUUGCGGAACUUGCAGACCCUACGCCCAAUAAUGAAGCUAAGGUGUUCAACCCUGAAAAGAAGAAGCGAAGGAGAGAGGGUUAUGAGGAGGGCGAUUGGACCCAGUUCAAGGAAGUUCCAGUAACGGAGUUCGUCAACACUACAGAUCCAAUUGCAAUUCUCGGUUCGGCCAACAAGCUGAGUUUCCAACAACUGCCUGGGGGAGACCUUGCGUUGGCUACGUUAGAUCGGCUACCAGAAACCACAGAGGAGAUCCGCAAUUGCUGUGAGGAUUUGAAGGUCCUGGGUAAAAAGGAGUUCAGAAACCUUCUCCGGUGGCGUCUCAAGGUUCGCGAGAAGUUUGGGCUGGUAGUGAAAAAGGGACCAGCUAAGACUGAUGAAACCGAAGAAGUGGCUGAGAUUGCUCCCAUGGAUGAUGAGCUUGCCAUCCAAGAAGAACUCCAUCGCCUGAAAGACAAGGAGAGCUCGAGGAGCAAGAAGGAAAGACGCAAAGAGAACGAGAAGAAGCGCAAAGAAAUUGUUCGAAUGCAGAUGCACAUGACGACUCCCAUGGACAUCGGAAUGGAGCAAUUAGGGCCCGGGGGAGAUGAUGCGACAUUCUCACUUAAGCGUGCUGAGAAAGCUGGAGCAAAGGAUGCCAUGGCGUCAGGGAAAGAAAUCGCAGCUCAGAGUGAGAGUGAAGAAUCCGAGUCCGAGUCGGAAUACGCCGGAAGCGACGACGAAGAGGACCGUCUGGAGAGGGAACUCGACUCGCUAUACGAACAGUAUCAAGGCCGCAAGGAAGACAAGGAUUCGAAACUGCGAGCAAAGAAAGCUCGCAAGCAGUACGAAGCCGAGGAGUGGGAAGGGUUUUCUGGAUCAGACAAAGGAAGUGAUGACGAAGGAGAAGAGGAUGCAGAGACCGAAUCCCGUGCUGCCCCUUCAAAUGGAGCCCUCUCUAACAAUGCGGCGCUAUUCUUCGACCAGGACAUCUUCCAAGGGUUGGAAGGUGUUGAUGACGAAGAGGACGAAGACGAGGAGGACGAGAAGGAUAUGGACAACGAGACAGUGGAAGAAAAGCGACCGCAAAACAAAGCCGUGCCUGAGAAACAGAAGAAGGCCAACGGUACCAAGAAUAAUAAGCCAUCCGAAGACUCUUCAGAUGACGAGUUCGAAGAGGCCGAAGAGCCGCGCAAGAAGAAUGGCCAGCUUGACAUUGAUAUUAUUACGGCAGAAGCUAUGGCGCUGGCUCAGCAGAUGGCUACUGGAGAAAAGAAGUCGCACGAUGUGUUCGAUGACGGAUUUAACCGUUACGCCUUCCGUGAUAUGGACGGUCUCCCAGAAUGGUUCAUUGACGACGAGGGCAAGCACAGUAAACCAACUCGUCCAAUCACCAAGGCAGCAGCGGCAGCAAUCCAAGAGAAGAUGCGCGCUAUCAAUGCUCGACCUAUCAAGAAGGUGAUGGAGGCCAAGGGUCGCAAGAAGUUCAAGGCAGCCCAGCGGAUAGAAAAACUUCGCAAGAAGUCUGCGCUACUGGCGGAUGAUGACACCCUGAGCGAGAGGGACAAGGCCCAGACUAUUGCACGAAUGAUGAGCAGGGCGAUGAAGAAGAAACCCAAGCAACAGGCGAAGGUGGUUGUUGCCAAGGGAAGCAACAGGGGUAUUUCUGGCCGGCCUAAGGGAGUGAAGGGUAAAUACAAGAUUGUGGAUGCUAGAAUGAAGAAGGACGUGCGGGCUCAGAAGCGACUGGCGAAGAAGAAGCAAAAAUAG
Molecule: messenger RNA, 2397 nt
Organism: Aspergillus puulaauensis
Lineage: Eukaryota; Fungi; Ascomycota; Eurotiomycetes; Eurotiales; Aspergillaceae
Gene: spb1
Product: rRNA methyltransferase spb1
Exons: 4
Coding region: 1-2397 (798 amino acids)
Biological process (GO): maturation of 5.8S rRNA from tricistronic rRNA transcript (SSU-rRNA, 5.8S rRNA, LSU-rRNA); rRNA methylation; maturation of LSU-rRNA from tricistronic rRNA transcript (SSU-rRNA, 5.8S rRNA, LSU-rRNA)
Cellular component (GO): preribosome, large subunit precursor; nucleolus; nucleus
Molecular function (GO): rRNA (uridine-2'-O-ribose)-methyltransferase activity; rRNA (guanine) methyltransferase activity
Source: RefSeq, a predicted model, not a curated record